UCUCUCUCUCUUAUUUUUCCUUUUUUUUAUCAAUUCAACACAAAAGCAAUACAAUUAACAAUGGACCCUAAUGAAUUCCCUACGCUUGAAGAAGCAGUGUCUGGCAAUGACAACAAUAACAAAACAAAUGAUGCUGGUCAUUUAGACAAGUCUACAGGUCUAAGUUCUUCUUGGGCUGAAGUUGCACAACCCAAUCAAGACAAGAACAAUAGCGACGCGUCUUCUCAGCUACCAAAACCAGAAUUACAGCCUAACCAUGAUAACAAGAGUUUUGCCACGGUUGCUGGUCAUGAAAAAAAGCAGGCUGAAGAAUUUCCUACACCUCAAGAAAGCUUAAAAGAAGCUGAUACCUCGUCUGUGCCAGCUUCAGCAGGCGUAAGUGACCUGUUGAACAAUACAACUCCUAUUACCCAAGAUACAACUGAACCACCUAAUCCUGAUCGAUCCUUUGCUGAUGUGGCUUCAAAUAAGGGUUUCCCUACACCAGAACACGAUGAAACACAACAAGACAAUGAUCAACCCCCAUUGUCUGAUUUACCUGACGUAAAGGAUAUGCUCCAACAACCUUCUGUUCAUGUGCCUCCCGUGCCUGCCUCUCAAAGUUUUGCUAAGGUAGCUGCUAAGGAGAUUCCUCCCGAGAAGAGACCCUUAAGUGAACGCGCUCAAACCAUUCUCAACCAAAAACAUGAGGAAGAUCCUAUGGCUGUCAAUGACGACAAUUUCCCUACCUUGGGUCAAUCUAACUUGAUGGCUCAAGAAAAUGCUGGUGAGGAUGAGAAGGCUGUUUAUUCUGAAAUCUCUCGAUUGAAUCAAGUCAACGAAGACGAUACAGUGAAAGAACAAAAAGAUCUCAAUUUGAAAAAGUCUUUUGCUGACAUUACAAGCUCCAACCUUGAAAAUGCUCCUCCACCAGCUGUUUCUCACGUAGAUCAACUUCCUGUGUAUGAUGAAGAAACUGUUUAUUUGGAAAAUGCGAAGAGAGAAGAGAGAAAGAAUGUUCAAGUUCCCGUUGGCAACAAUGAACAGCUGAUUGAACAAGAAGAACUGAAGCAGGUUCAACCUACACAUGAACAAAAGGAACAAGAAAAGAAGAAUGAAAAGACAUAUCAAAAGAGUAGAGAAGUGGUCAGUGGUGGUAAACAAAAAGAGGAAGAAGAGGAAACAGAUCAAAUGCUUGUACGUUUGCAUACAUUUGAUCGUUAUCGCACUGGAAAGAUUACCAUCUUUAAUACCAUGGCAGCUUUGUAUCGAUUGGGUUAUUCGUGGUUUACCAUCAUUCCUGGUGCUAUUCUGAUGCACCUUCGUUUAUCUCCCAUGACUUCGCCUUAUGGCUUUCCCUUUAUUUAUCGAUCAUUGUCAGACUUAAUUUUACUGCCUGUUUAUACACGCAAUUUGUCUGCUGCAUUGAAGUACAAUACACCUAUGCAAGACAAAGAACAAGUGCAAAAGAUGGUCAAGACUUAUGGUCAUCAAAAAGGACUUGGUUUCUGGGAUGGUAUCAAAGCCAUUCGUCAUUCUGAACAAGGCCAUUUAAGAUGGUGGCAGUUAGGUUUAUGGGCCAUUCAUCGUAUUCAAUGGACAUUGACAUAUACAAUGUUACAUGAACCAAAAUCAAAUGUUGUCUCUGAAUCUACCCUUGUAUCUUUAGCAUCGUCAAAAUAAAAUUGUAUUAUAUGAACAGAUUGUCUCAGAUCAACUUGUCUCAGAUCAUC
This is a messenger RNA of Gilbertella persicaria, 1712 nucleotides long. RefSeq lists its product as uncharacterized. The record is from RefSeq and is a predicted model, not a curated record. The coding region runs from base 61 to 1662 and encodes 533 amino acids. NCBI's taxonomy places the organism in Eukaryota, Fungi, Mucoromycota, Mucoromycetes, Mucorales, Choanephoraceae. The transcript is spliced from 5 exons.